AAGCGCUGGCCAGCGAGGUCCCAGCGCGUGUGGGGGGCGGCUCCCGCCAUGGAGCACGUCACGGAGGGCUCGUGGGAGUCGCUGCCGGUGCCUCUGCACCCGCGGGUGCUGGGCGCGCUGCGGGAGCUGGGCUUCCCUUCCAUGACGCCGGUGCAGUCCGCCACCAUUCCUCUGUUCAUGAGAAACAAAGACGUGGCUGCGGAAGCGAUCACGGGCAGUGGCAAAACGCUGGCUUUCCUCAUCCCCCUCCUGGAAAUUCUUCUGCGAAGGGAAGAGAAGUUGAAGAAGCAUCAGGUGGGAGCCAUCAUCAUCACCCCGACGCGGGAGCUGGCCAUCCAGAUCGAUGAGGUCCUCUCGCACUUCACCAAGCACCUCCCGCAGUUCAGCCAGAUCCUCUGGAUUGGAGGCAGGAAUCCUGGCGAGGACGUGGACAGGUUCAAGCAACAAGGCGGACACAUCGUUGUGGCGACUCCGGGCCGUCUGGAGGACAUGUUCAGGAGAAAGGCCGAGGGCUUGGAUCUGGCCAGCUCCGUGAAGUCCCUGGACGUCCUGGUGCUGGAUGAGGCCGACCGACUCCUGGACAUGGGCUUUGAGGCAAGCAUCAACACCAUCCUGGAGUUCCUGCCGAAGCAGAGAAGAACGGGCCUCUUCUCCGCCACACAGACGCAGGAGCUUGAGAGCCUGGUGAGAGCCGGCCUGCGGAACCCUGUGCGCAUCUCGGUGAAGGAGAAGGGCGUGGCGGCCAGCAGCACCCAGAAGACCCCGUCCCGCCUGGAGAACUCCUACAUGGUGUGUAAGGCCGACGAGAAAUUCAAUCAGCUGGUGCAUUUUCUUCGCAGUCACAAGCAGCAGAAACAUCUCAUCUUCUUCAGCACCUGCGCCUGCGUGGAGUACUACGGGCAGGCCCUGGAGGCCCUGGUCAGGGGGGUGCAGGUCCUGUGCAUUCACGGCAAGAUGAAGCACAAACGCAACAAGAUCUUCCUCGAGUUCCGCAGCUUGCCCAGCGGGGUCCUGGUGUGCACGGAUGUGAUGGCCCGCGGCAUAGACAUUCCCGAGGUGAACUGGGUUCUGCAGUACGACCCCCCAAGCAGCGCAAGCGCAUUCGUGCACCGCUGUGGACGCACAGCUCGCAUCGGCCGUGGAGGCAGCGCCCUUGUGUUCCUCCUGCCCAUGGAAGAGUCCUAUGUCAAUUUCCUGGCAAUCAACCAAAAAUGCCCCCUGCAGGAGAUGAAACUCCAGAAGAACACAGCGGACCUCCUGCCCAAGCUGAGGGCCAUGGCCCUGGCCGACAGGGCUGUGUUUGAAAAGGGCAUGAAAGCGUUCGUGUCCUACGUCCAGGCUUACGCGAAGCACGAGUGCAGCCUCAUCUUCAGGUUGAAGGACCUGGACUUCGCCAGCCUGGCUCGAGGCUUUGCCCUGCUGAAGAUGCCCCGGAUGCCAGAGCUUCGGGGGAAGCACUUCCCAGACUUCGUGCCUGUGGAUGUGGACACAGACACCAUCCCGUUUAAAGACAAAAUCAGAGAAAAGCAGAGGCAGAAACGGCUGGAACAAAGAGAGAAAACUGAAAGUGAAGGCAGGAGAAAGUUCACGAAGAACAAAGCUUGGUCAAAGCAGAAGGCCAAAAGGGAGAAGAAGAAGAAAAUGAGUGAGAAAAGGAAAAGGCAGGAGGGCUCCGACAUCGAAGAGGAGGACAUGGAGGAACUUCUGAAUGACACGAGGCUCUUGAAGAAGUUAAAGAAGGGCAAAAUUACUGAAGAAGAGUUCGAGAAGGGGGUGUUGACAAGCGGCAAGAGGAGGAGUGUGGCAGUGGACUCGGAGAGCUCCGCCUCGGAGGGCACCUCCUGACGCCUGCAUGC
Messenger RNA from Ochotona princeps (American pika), 1856 nucleotides. RefSeq names its product DEAD-box helicase 55 (gene DDX55). Lineage: Eukaryota; Metazoa; Chordata; Mammalia; Lagomorpha; Ochotonidae. The transcript has 14 exons. The coding region runs from base 49 to 1845 and encodes 598 amino acids. The record is from RefSeq and is a predicted model, not a curated record. Gene Ontology annotation, molecular function: ATP binding; RNA helicase activity; nucleic acid binding. Gene Ontology annotation, cellular component: nucleolus.